This is a messenger RNA of Sphenostylis stenocarpa, 930 nucleotides long. The record is from the annotation of a GenBank genome assembly. Lineage: Eukaryota; Viridiplantae; Streptophyta; Magnoliopsida; Fabales; Fabaceae.
AUGGCAAUUCCCUUGUUGAGAGCUGCAAUGCUUUCUCAUUCUCAAUCUCACCCACUCAUUCAUUCCCUAUCUGCUAUUGAUGAAACUGCUAAGAGGAGGAAAAGAGUGGUAUUCUCUUCUUCUGCUUUUUCUUCUUCAGAACUUAACCCUUUAAUUCGGUCGGAAGUAUCAUUUUGUGUUGGGACUUGCCUCAUUCCACAUCCAAAAAAGGUUAAGACAGGUGGGGAAGAUGCGUUCUUUGUUAGCAACUAUAAUGGGGGAGUUAUUGCCGUUGCUGAUGGGGUCUCUGGUUGGGCUGAAGAGGACGUGGAUCCUUCAUUGUUCCCUCGUGAAUUGCUUGCUAAUGCUUCCAAUUUUGUAGGAGAUGAGGAGGUGAACUAUGAUCCUCAAAUUCUUAUAAGGAAAGCACAUGCUGCUACUUCCUCCACAGGCUCGGCUACUGUCAUCGUUGCUAUGCUGGAGAAGAAUGGGACUCUGAAGAUUGCUAAUGUUGGGGAUUGUGGAUUAAAACUCAUCCGUAAUGGCCGUGUAGUUUUUUCCACUUCUCCCCAAGAGCACUACUUUGACUGUCCAUUCCAACUAAGCUCUGAGAGGGUUGGCCAAACAUACCUUGAUGCAGCGGUAUGCAAUGUAGAGUUGAUGGAAGGAGACAUAAUUGUCAUGGGAUCAGAUGGCCUUUUUGACAAUGUUUUUGAUCAUGAAAUUGUUCCAACAAUUGUUAGAUACAAAGAUGUUGCAGAGGCUGCAAAGUCAUUAGCUAACUUGGCAAGCUGUCAUGCAUUGGAUUCAAAUUUUGACUCUCCCUAUUCGUUGGAAGCCAGGUCUAGGGGUUUUGAGCCCCCCUUAUGGAAGAAGAUUCUUGGAAUGAAGCUUACAGGUGGAAAGCUUGACGAUAUUACUGUAAUAGUUGGUCAGGUUGUGAGUUCAUGA